Messenger RNA from Trichosurus vulpecula (common brushtail), 1209 nucleotides. RefSeq names its product ATP synthase c subunit lysine N-methyltransferase (gene ATPSCKMT). The record is from RefSeq and is a predicted model, not a curated record. NCBI's taxonomy places the organism in Eukaryota, Metazoa, Chordata, Mammalia, Diprotodontia, Phalangeridae. Gene Ontology annotation, biological process: regulation of mitochondrial ATP synthesis coupled proton transport; positive regulation of proton-transporting ATP synthase activity, rotational mechanism; peptidyl-lysine trimethylation. The coding region runs from base 1 to 750 and encodes 249 amino acids. Gene Ontology annotation, cellular component: mitochondrion. Gene Ontology annotation, molecular function: protein-lysine N-methyltransferase activity. The transcript has 5 exons.
AUGGUCGUGCCCCCUCCAGUCGCUGCCGGAGUUCUCGCGAUGGGGGAAGGAGGAGGAGGAGGAGGAAUACCUAUAAUCUCAGAAGUACCUCAGGAAGAAAGACGGACAGAACAUGAUUUGCCUACAAAUGUUGCUGCUAGUAAUUUGAAAAAAAGAAGUUGGGGGUUAUUAGUCCCUGGGAUAGUUGGUGGGACACUAGUAGCUGUGUAUGCAGUUGCUACUCCUUUUUUAACUCCAGCCCUCCGGAAGAUUUGUUUGCCUUUUGUACCUGCAACUUCAAAUCAGAUUGAAAAUGUUCUGAAGAUGUUACGAUGUAGAAGUGGAUCUCUGGUAGACAUUGGUAGCGGUGAUGGACGUAUUGUCAUUGCUGCUGCAAAAGAAGGAUUCAGAGCUGUUGGUUAUGAGUUAAAUCCUUGGCUAGUUUGGUAUUCCAGGUAUCGUGCUUGGAGAGAAGGUGUCCAUAAUGCUGCAAAAUUUUAUGUUUCUGAUUUAUGGAAGGUUAGUUUUUCACAGUAUACAAAUGUAGUUAUUUUUGGAGUACCUCAGAUGAUGCCACAGUUGGAGAAGAAACUUCAGCUAGAACUGGAAGAUGAUGCCAGGGUCAUUGCUUGCCGAUUUCCUUUUCCACACUGGAUCCCAGAUCAUAUUACUGGAGAGGGGAUAGAUACUGUGUGGGCAUAUGAUUCUAAGAAUUUUAAAGGAAAUGAAAAGAGCUGUUCCAAGCCUGUGCCAAACGUGCAUUUGUAUUAAGUCAUCCAAGUGAAAUCUUUGUGGAAAGCAUAAUUCUUGAUUAUUUCUAGUUUAAAGCACAUUUACAUCUAGUGCUUUUGUAGUUUACUUACAAAACUGUACCUUAAUAAAUUUCACAUUUUUUUAAAUUAGGAAAAUGCCCUAUGGGAUGGAUUAAGAAAUUGUUUUCUUUUGAGGGGGCAAAGGGAAAGGAAAUUAAGGAACACAAGUGGAUUAUAAAUAUGUAAUGAAAGAGUACCUAAGUGGGUUUACUAUAAUGUCAUGCAGUUGAACUCUCGAUGAAUCUGAAUUGGUGGUGAUGAUUUUCAUAGAUAGAACAAGAACAAAUGAGCCUUUUUAAAGAUUUUUUUUUGUUAAUAUAAAUGUUAUUUCCUAUAAUUUAAUUAACAUUUCAAUUUUAUCUCUCCUGCUUUUGUCAAAUUUAGUAACCCAAAGGAUUUCAUAAAGCAUUUAAGAACA